Entelurus aequoreus (snake pipefish) is the source of this 2070-nucleotide messenger RNA. RefSeq names its product lactase/phlorizin hydrolase-like. Gene Ontology annotation, molecular function: lactase activity. Lineage: Eukaryota; Metazoa; Chordata; Actinopteri; Syngnathiformes; Syngnathidae. Gene Ontology annotation, biological process: carbohydrate metabolic process. The record is from RefSeq and is a predicted model, not a curated record.
AUGGAUUCAUUUGAGUGGCUUAAUGGGUUCAAAGUUGGAUUUGGGUUACACCAUGUUGACUUCCAGAACCCAAACCGCCCGAGAACUCCUAAGUACUCUGCCCACUAUUACUACCAAGUCAUAAAGAACAAUGGUUUUCCUACACCAGAGGACGAAAAGCCACUUUAUGGACAUUUCUGCAAAGACGUUAUCUGGAGUAUUGCAACAGCGUCAUGUCAGAUCGAAGGAGGUUGGAGAGCAGACGGAAAAGGUCUCAGCAUAUGGGACAAGUUUGCUCACACUCCCCUCCGAGUGUUCAACGAUGAUAAUGGGGACAUUGCUCGCGACAGUUACCACAAGAUAGACAAGGAUGUUUCCAUGUUGAAGCAACUUAAGGUGACCCAUUAUCGUUCCAUAUCAUGGCCAAGGAUUCUUCCUGAUGGCACCACCAGACACAUAAAUGAAGCAGGACUAAACUACUACAUUAGACUGGUAGAUGCCCUGCUUGAUGCAAACAUCCAACCUCAUAUCACUCUCUACCACUGGGAUCUUCCGCAAGCUCUGCAAGACUUGGGAGGAUGGGAGAAUGAAACAAUUAUCGUUAAAUUCAGGGAUUAUGCUAACCUAAUUUUUAACCGACUGGGUCACAAAGUGAAAUUUUGGUUUACCAUAAAUGAGCCUUACAAUAUCGCAAAUAUUGGCCAUGGCUAUGGAGCUGCUGCACCAGGGAUCAGUUUUAGACCGGGCACUUUGCCUUACAUUGUGGGCCAUAACUUGAUAAAAGCUCACGCUGAGGCCUGGCACCUUUACAAUGACAAGUUCCGGUCCAGACAGGGAGGAAUCAUCUCCAUCACCAUCAACUCGGACUGGUCAGAGCCGAGAAACCCAUAUAAGCAGGAGUAUAUUGAUGCUGCCAGACGAGUGGUGCAGUUGUACAUCGGAUGGUUUGCCCAUCCCAUAUUUAACGGAGACUACAGCGAUAUAAUGAAGACGAUCAUUCGCAGGCGAAGUUUAGCGGCUGGUCUACCAAAAUCUUGGUUGCCGGAAUUUACCUCAGAGGAGAUUGAAAGAAUCAAGGGAACUUAUGAUUAUUUUGGUUUCAACCAUUACACUACAGUCCUGGCCUUCCCUGAGGGUUACGGAAACCUUCAGCAUUAUGAUGCUGACAGAGGCGCAGGAACGAUUGCCGAUCGCACUUAUCUAGAUUCAGGGUCAUCCUGGCUAAAGGUCUCCCCGUUUGGAUUCCGAAGAAUAUUAAAGUUCAUUAAGGAGGAAUAUUGAAAUCCACUUGUCAUUAUCACUGAGAAUGGCAUCUCAGAGCGUGGGCCUGUAGACCUGAAUGACGUCCACAGGAGCUACUAUUAUGAGAAAUACAUCAACCAGGUGUUGAAAGCUUACUUGUUGGACGGCGUGAACGUUAGAGGUUACACGGCUUGGUCGUUGAAGGACAACCUGGAGUGGGCCACCGGCUUUUCAGAAAGGUUUGGCUUUUUCUACGUCAAUCGCUCCGACCCCAAACUUCCUCGAUUGGCCAAGACCUCCAUUGUCUCCUAUGCAACCAUCAUCACCUGCAAUGGAUUCCCGGACCCUGUUUGUGGGCCAUCUCAUGCACAAGAUUCUCCUCCAACAGCUCCUCCAUCCUCUUACGCCACGGCGGCAGCAUGCGGGUGGCCAGAAGAAGAGUGGGGGGUGCGCCUGCUGCCGCUGCUGGCAGGGGAGGCGCAGCGGGCAGCGCUUAGCCUACCGGCGGCCUCCCGUGUGCACUUCCCGGACUCCCGUGUGCACUUCCCGGACCUGAGGAGGGCGGUGCUGGACCGGACCGGCUGCACCGCUGAGGACCGGACCGCAGACAGAGCGCGAACCAGAGACGGCACCUCGAACACCUGGGCAGGCAUGCUGGAGGUGCGGGCAGCCCGGUCACUCAUGGAGGUGGGACAGGUGAUCCGGGUUGUCGGCCCUCCAGCGCCCUCCCCCGGCCCGGGAGAGACAUAUUGCGUCCCGGGCUGUCUCGCUCGCGGCCUCCUGCUCGCUCGUUUGUGCUCUCUCUUCCCUCUCAUGGCCUCGGCCCCUGCUGAUAAAGGAGACAGGUGA